AUGCCGAGACUUCCCGAUUACUAUAAAGCGUUGGGCGUCUCUCCUGGCGCCAGCCAACGAGAGAUUCGCACCGCAUACAAGAGAGAAUCCUUAAAAUCCCAUCCAGACCGAGUGCCUGAGGGUUCUCCCGAAAAGGCAGCGCGGACACGCAAGUUCCAGGAAAUCAAUGACGCAUACUAUACCCUCUCCGACGAUUCACGCCGACGCGAAUACGAUGCGAGGAGAAACCUCGAGCAGGAGGUGGAUGAAGAAGAGGAAAUUCCAAGUAGCGACAACGGCUUCUGGUCGUCGUUUGGUUUUGGAUCUGCGGAUCGUGAGGAGCGAUCAAACGAGCAGUUCGGAUCGGUCUUCGAGGAGAUGCUUCACGAGGAAGGAAUGGAUGGCAGCGGGGCAGAAGGGUCAAAUUCACAUUUUUGGUCUAUUGUCGGAGGAGCAAGCGGAGGAGCACUUGGAUUUAUCGUGGGCAACGCGCCAGGUGCUAUAGCGGGUGCUGUUGCUGGAAACCGUCUAGGAGCCGUGCGGGACGCUCGGGGCAAAAGUGUCUAUGAGGUUUUCUUGGAGCUACCAGCAAACGACCGCGCGCGACUGCUAAGCCAAUUGGCAGCCAAGGUAUUCCAGCAUACUAUGGGACAAUGA
This is a messenger RNA of Aspergillus puulaauensis, 636 nucleotides long. RefSeq names its product putative DnaJ chaperone (Caj1). Bases 1 to 636 code for a protein of 211 amino acids. Lineage: Eukaryota; Fungi; Ascomycota; Eurotiomycetes; Eurotiales; Aspergillaceae. The transcript has 4 exons. The record is from RefSeq and is a predicted model, not a curated record.